CUUGUAUUUAAAAUUUCAAGCCUCAAGUCAACUCGUGUUUAUGUAAGUGCAGUGAAAUGAAAGAAAGAAAGAAAGAAAGAAAGAAAGAAAGAAAGAAAGAAAGAAAGAAAGAAAGAAAGAAAGAAAGAAAGAAAGAAAGAAAGAAAGAAAAAGAAAGAAAGGUUUUGUCUCAGUGGCGAGCAUCAGCGGAGCGCACAGGUGAGCUGUGACGUCACGUGCAGGUGAUACGUCGCUGGGCGGUGACGGUCGUUAAGAGAGAGAGAUCCGUUAUUAAAAUCAUUACACACAGAAUCAUAACGCGCGCGCGCUCUGUCCUGUUCAGUGUGUUCGUCACACAGAGAAUAUUAUUGAUCCACGUGAACUUUGGACUGACAAACACAACGAGCUCAACGAGAACAUGAACGUGAAGAAAGCGACGUGCGUGAGAGCUGAAUGAGACAUUCAUGGAGCCGAAGCGGAACCCGAGAUAACAGUUCGGUUCGGGUCAGGGAUGGAGCUAGAAAACGCUUUCACAGCGAAUCCGAGUCCGGAAAACAGUGUGUCUCGUGCAGGACAUAAGAGAAGUUGCUCGAACGCUGUCAUCAUCAUCAUCUUCAUCAUCAUCAUCCUUAUCCUGACAGCAUCUUCAUCUCUUAUCUGGUAUUUUAUUGAGUACAGGGUUUGGGUUCUGGAGGCACGUGUGAUUCAGCAGUACACCGCCAGUGUUUCUAUACUCAAUCACAACUUCACCAGAGAUCUGUCCAAUCACCAGACCUCUGACUUCACACUUCAGUCCAAACGUGUGCAGAACAUGGUGGAGAAGCUGGUGAAGUCCACAGAUCUGUCCAGAUACUUCAACUCCACGCUGGUGUUUGCUUUCGGAGACGGGAGUUUGGUGGCACAUUUCUGGCUGAUUCUGUCCGUUCCCAGCAGUCAGAGAGAUGAUGUGAGCGUUCAGCGAGUCAAUGAGAGUCUGUACAGAGAGCUGCAGCGCUUCCCACAUACGCCACACAUCUCCUCGUAUGAGGGUUUCCAGAUCCUCCCGUCAUCUCUCAGUGUAACCGAAACCACCCCCAAAGUUAUAGAGCUUUUUCAAGCUUCAUUUGAUUGUUAUCAUUAUAAGUGGGUGGAUUCCACAGACGCUGUGAUUCUGGAGGGGCCGAAUACUCAGCGCUCGUCCUGUCUGUGGCACCUGAGGGCUCCGGCGGGGUCACGGCUCGAGCUGAGGGUCCAGUGGCUCCUGACCGAGUGUCGGGACAGACUGAUCAUCUACGACUCGCUCACGCCGACAGAUUCACACCUCAUCACCUCUCUGUAUGGCUGCAGCAGGUCCGAGCAGACGCUUCAGGUGUUGUCGUCUGAUGAGUGGAUGACUGUAGUGUGGAAACAGGGCCUGUAUCAUUAUAAUGAUCCUUUCUCUCUGAGCGCUCGAGCCUGGCCUCCUAGCGAUUGUUUCUUCACUGUUGUGUUAGAGGAGAGAUCUGACGUUCAGGGGAUUUUACAGACGCCCUUCUACCCCAGUUAUUACCCCCCCGACAUGAACUGCACCUGGAUCUUUACUGUGCCGUCUGUGGAGUUCGGUGUGACGUUGGCCUUUGAGGGAUAUGAACUGCACCGAGCCGGUUACUCUCAGACUUGCACGCAGGGAAAAUGGAUCAUCCAGAACCGCAGGUUGUGUGGGGUUCGAGUGCUGCAGCCGUAUGCAGAGAGAAUCUUCCUCCUGUCCUCCACCGCCACCGUCGCCAUGACGUCAGAGGUGUCACUCACAGGCCCAGGGUUACAGGUGACCUACAGCAUCUUCAACCAAUCAGAUCCGUGUCCCGAUCAGUUUCUGUGUCACCUCAACGGUCUCUGCGUUCCGGCGUGUGACGGCAUCACCGACUGUCCCAACGGCCUGGACGAGAGAAACUGCGUGUGUGUGGCUCAGUUUCAGUGCACAGAGGACAGUCGGUGUGUCGACUACUAUAAAGUGUGUGACCAGCACUCCGACUGCAGCGAGGGCAGCGAUGAACACAACUGUACUCAUGGUGUACCGUGUUCAGACAUGACGUAUGUGUGUGGAGACGGAACAUGUUUGAAGAAACCAAACCCAGAAUGUGACUUUAUCACCGACUGCCCAGAUGAAUCUGAUGAGAGAUACUGCGACUGUGGACUGAGACCCUUCAGCAGUCGUGUGGUGGGCGGGGCUGAUGCUGUGGAGGGGGAGUGGCCUUGGCAGGCGAGUCUGCAGGUCAGUGGUCGUCACAUAUGUGGAGGAGCUUUAGUGUCCAGCCAGUGGAUCAUCUCUGCUGCUCACUGUUUCUAUGACGACAGACUGUCGUCCCCGUCGGUUUGGACCGUGUAUCUGGGUAAACUCCGUCUCAAUGGUAACAGUCAGACAGAGGAAGCCGUGCGGUUGUCUCACAUUCACCUGCAUCAUUACUAUGACGAUGAGACGCAUGAUUAUGAUGCGGCGCUGCUGCGGCUGGUUCGGCCCGUGUGGUCCGGGACUCUGGCUCAUCCGGUCUGUCUUCCUCCUGUGACACAUCAGUUGGAGCCGGAUCUUCUGUGCUGGGUGACGGGCUGGGGCGCGCUCAGAGAGGGAGGUGAACACAUCAACCAGCUUUCUCUCUAUUCUCUUCACUCUACACUCUCUGUCUCUGUCGCCAUCUUUGUUUGAGAGAUAAAGCGGCAGGUCAAACUGUCACUCUCACUCUCUCUCUCUCUCUCUC
Molecule: messenger RNA, 2690 nt
Organism: Triplophysa rosa
Lineage: Eukaryota; Metazoa; Chordata; Actinopteri; Cypriniformes; Nemacheilidae
Product: transmembrane protease serine 6
Exons: 16
Coding region: 491-2638 (715 amino acids)
Biological process (GO): proteolysis
Molecular function (GO): serine-type endopeptidase activity; protein binding
Source: RefSeq, a predicted model, not a curated record